GCUCGCGCCCCGGCGCACGCUCGGGCGCCUCGCAGCCCAGGUCGUUGGGCCCAGCCCGGGGUCCCCGGCCGUGCGCAAGGCAAGAUGUUGAGGCGCAGCUUGGAAAACCGGGACGCUCAAACCAGACAACUGCAAGACGCUGUCACAAAUGUGGAGAAGCAUUUCGGAGAGCUGUGCCAAAUCUUUGCUGCUUAUGUGCGGAAAACUGCCAGACUGCGAGACAAAGCAGACCUACUGGUGAAUGAAAUCAACGUGUAUGCCUCCACGGAGACCCCAAAUUUAAAGCAGGGCCUGAAAAACUUUGCCGAGGAGUUUGCCAAACUUCAGGAUUAUCGACAAGCAGAGGUGCUAAUGAACAAUGAACAAAAGGUUGAAAGACUUGAAGCCAAAGUAGUUGAACCUUUGAAAGCUUAUGGAACCAUUGUAAAAAUGAAACGAGAUGACCUCAAAGCUACAUUAACAGCAAGGAAUCGAGAAGCUAAACAGUUAACUCAGUUAGAAAGAACACGACAACGAAACCCUUCUGAUCGACAUAUUAUUUCACAAGCAGAAACUGAAUUACAGAGAGCCACGAUGGAUGCUACCCGAACAACUCGUCAUCUGGAGGAAACUAUUGACAAUUUUGAAAAGCAGAAAAUAAAGGAUAUUAAGACUAUAUUUUCAGAAUUUAUCACUAUUGAAAUGUUAUUUCAUGGCAAAGCUUUAGAGGUCUAUACUGCUGCCUACCAAAACAUACAAAAGAUUGAUGAAGAAGAAGAUUUGGAGGUUUUUCGGAAUUCUCUAUAUCCACCAGAUUAUUCAUCCCGCUUAGAUAUUGUAAGAGCAAAUUCAAAGUCGCCUCUUCAAAGGUCACUGUCAGCUAAGUGUGUAUCUGGAACAGGUCAGGUAUCCACCUGCCGACUAAGAAAGGAUCAACAAGCAGAUGAUGAUGAAGAGGAUGAAGACUUAGAUGUCACAGAAGAAGAAAAUUAAUUUUCUUAAGAAAACUUCACAUUUCAGUUUUCACCUUGAAUGACUUGGAAUCCAGAGUUACUAUACUGUAAAACUUUAUACUGGCUUCAUACUCGUUAAACCUCAAAAUGAAAUCCUCCUGUAAAUGAAAAUUAAAGGAAAUUUAUGCUGACCAAAAA
Molecule: messenger RNA, 1130 nt
Organism: Hyaena hyaena (striped hyena)
Lineage: Eukaryota; Metazoa; Chordata; Mammalia; Carnivora; Hyaenidae
Gene: CIBAR1
Product: CBY1 interacting BAR domain containing 1
Exons: 10
Coding region: 85-972 (295 amino acids)
Biological process (GO): cilium assembly
Cellular component (GO): ciliary transition zone; ciliary basal body
Source: RefSeq, a predicted model, not a curated record